GCGGGAAGCGGUUCCGCAUCGCCUGUAUCGGCGGUUUCCCGCGCGCGCACGCGCGCGCCUGGCUCCGCGAGCACCUGAGCAGAGCGACACCUGUCCCCUCCCGCGUGCCGCCCGUCGGACCAUGAGGCUCCGCAGGUGAACAGGGUGAGGACGUCGCCGAGCGGGGAAAAAUCCGCCUCUGCGCUUGAGUUCAACGAAGCCGCCUCCUGAUGAUGACCGUAAACAUGGGUCCCAGCACCACACGGCGGGCCGCGUCGUUCGCACGCGCGCAAACAGACGAUGGCGUCCCCGGCGGACCCGGCCUUCACAGGAACUCGAAAGAUGACGAAGAAGCGCUGAACUCCAUCAUGAAGGAUCUGGCCGCCUUGGGCCGCUGCUGGCCUCAACUCAACAGCGGCAGCAAGGCCUCGAGCAAGGAUCAGCUCUUCAAGCAGGAUCUGCGGAUAAAGCUGGAGCACGAGGGCGAGAAACGCAUCAUUCCGUUCCCGAGGCCGUUGAAGUUCCGAGAGCUUCUCCAGAAGGUGACCAAUGCCUUCGGACAGCAGAUGGACUUGUUCUACGCUGACAAAGAGCUGCUGCUCCCCUUGAGGUCCCAAGAAGACCUGGACAGGGUCGUGUCGAACUUGGACCGCAGCCCCGCCGCCACCAGCCUUCGACUCGUGCUCAAGGCGCCCCAGGACGAUCGGCCGAGUCCGGCCGACGCUCGCCUGCAGUACCUGCAGGUGAACCGCUUGGACAAACGGAGCGAGAUGAUAUCCACGACGUCGCUCGUGAACCUCGAGGUUUCCCCGUUCAAAGACGCGGAGAGAACGCGCAAGCACUCCACAGGUUCCCUGCGCACGGGCCGCAGCUCCCCCCCUCCCGGCAGCGUGCCCGAGGAGCAGCAGCAGAUCGCCCGCCAGGGCUCCUACACCAGCAUCAACAGCGAGGGCGAGUUCAUCCCCGAGACCCUGGAGCGGAACAUCCUGGAGCCUUUCGGAAGUCCGGACGACUCGUUAUCUGACAACUGUCAUUCCCUGGACCAGUCGCUGGACAGCCCCCCCUUCUCCCAGGCCGGCAGGGACAGUAAUUACCUGAGCCUCGGCUACGAAUACAAAGGCAGACAUGGAAAAGGCGGCACGUUCCCCAGGCAGUUCCACCUGCCCGGCCACAGAAAGGACUACAAAGACGGCCGGAGGACCUUUCCACGCAGCUUCAUGCCCCAGGAGAACCUGUUCCAGCUGGUGCCGCCCAGCCGCACGCGCAGCUACGGGGACGGAACGAUGCACGGCUGCGACACUCGAACCCUGGACUGGUCCCUCGAGAUGAACGCUCAGCUUACCUGCCCCUCCAAGUCCCCUCAGGGACCUGUCAACUGGAGACUGGGGAAACUGCUGGGUCGGGGUGCCUUCGGAGAGGUCUACCUCUGUUACGAUGCCGAUACGGGCCGGGAGCUCGCCGUCAAACAGGUGCCCUUUGACCCCGAGUGCCAGGAGACGAGCAAGGAAGUGAACGCGUUGGAGUGCGAGAUCCAGCUGCUGAAGAACCUGCGGCACGAGCGCAUCGUUCAGUACUACGGCUGCCUGCGGGACCCCGAGCGCCGCAAGCUCUCCAUCUUCGUCGAGUUCAUGGCCGGGGGCUCUAUAAAGGACCAGCUGAAGGCGUACGGAGCCCUGACCGAGAAGGUGACGCGCAGGUACACCCGGCAGAUCCUCCAAGGGGUCCUGUAUCUCCACGGCAACAUGAUUGUGCACAGAGACAUUAAAGGUGCUAACAUCCUGAGGGACUCCUCUGGAAACGUGAAGCUUGGCGACUUUGGCGCCAGCAAGCGCAUUCAGACCAUCUGCAUGUCAGGAACAGGGAUGAAAUCGGUGACCGGCACCCCCUACUGGAUGAGCCCGGAAGUGAUCAACGGAGAGGGAUACGGGCGCAAGGCCGACAUCUGGAGUGUGGCCUGCACGGUAGUGGAGAUGCUCACCCAGAAACCCCCUUGGGCCGAGUUCGAAGCCAUGGCUGCCAUCUUCAAGAUCGCCACGCAGCCCACCAAGCCGACGCUUCCCGAGGACGUGUCCGAAUCCUGCCGGGACUUCCUGCGCCUGGUCUUCGUGGAGGAGAAGCGGCGGCCGACGGCCGAGCAGCUGCUCGCUCACCCCUUCGUCCAGGGCGUCUCGUAGUGGCUCCGUGGCCGGCGCCGUUCCACUUCGCACUUUGACAAGCACCCCUCUGCCUUCCAGAGUCACCAGCAAGCUCCCCAGAGACCCCGCCGGGGGUUGGCCGUCCCCGCCGGCAGACGUGCGGCUCCCCCUCUCCGCGGCAGCUUCACUCCGCCUGCCACCGGGGGGCGCCACCAGUGCCUCUGUCCCUCAGAGAACACGCUGCCAAAGGAAGUUCUUCCCAAGUCGAGAAAGUUUCGGUUCGCUCGGAACGGGAACCCGUGACUGCUCAUCGCUCGAUAUCGCUUGACUCAUCCAGCAUCGUGAGAGUUUAACUGAAAUCACAGAAAAGCAGUACCGCUAACAUUGCAGUACUAGUAUUGCC
Scleropages formosus (Asian bonytongue) is the source of this 2517-nucleotide messenger RNA. It is a transcript of the gene map3k22, whose product is annotated as mitogen-activated protein kinase kinase kinase 22. The transcript has 19 exons. The coding region runs from base 210 to 2153 and encodes 647 amino acids. NCBI's taxonomy places the organism in Eukaryota, Metazoa, Chordata, Actinopteri, Osteoglossiformes, Osteoglossidae. The record is from RefSeq and is a predicted model, not a curated record. Gene Ontology annotation, biological process: protein phosphorylation. Gene Ontology annotation, molecular function: ATP binding; protein binding; protein kinase activity.